Messenger RNA from Linum tenue, 276 nucleotides. Lineage: Eukaryota; Viridiplantae; Streptophyta; Magnoliopsida; Malpighiales; Linaceae. The record is from the annotation of a GenBank genome assembly.
AUGAAGUUAAUAGUGAAUGACAACAUUGUCAUUAUUGUUGUUGUUUGUUGUGAUCAUGUGUCCACUCUCAAGUCGUGCACGAAAGUCGCCGUGGAUUUCAUUUCCCCGGAGAAUGUGAGGGAGUGCCUCCGAUUAACAGAGGAGUUCCGACAACUUCCCAAGAACCACAGGGCAAGGGAGGACAAACUUGAGAUUAAGAAAAUGAUGGUUUACGCAGUGGAGGAAGCAGUCCGGGACUUGGAAGAGCUGACGAUGAUGAAGGCUUAGAGAAAGCAC